Molecule: messenger RNA, 990 nt
Organism: Saccostrea echinata
Lineage: Eukaryota; Metazoa; Mollusca; Bivalvia; Ostreida; Ostreidae
Exons: 2
Coding region: 1-990 (329 amino acids)
Biological process (GO): DNA recombination; DNA integration
Molecular function (GO): DNA binding
Source: RefSeq, a predicted model, not a curated record
AUGGAUGAACACAACGCGAUGAGCAUGGAUCUCGAUUUUCUGGAACUGCCGCAAAAUUUUGAAUGGGACAGUUUUAUCGAUGAUCAAACGCUCUCACAGAUAGGACAGCCAUAUCCCCCAAAAUCACUCUACAUGUUGUGCGUCGGAAUACUAAGGUACUUUCGGGAAUGCGGCAUACACGAAAAUUUUCUUGACGAAAAAGACUCAAAAUUUUAUGAAUUCCGGCGCAUUCUUAGUGCGCGAAUGAGUGAAUUAACGGUAUCAGGAGUUGGAACUCGCCCAAAACAAGCGGAACCCAUAAGCACAGAAACUGAAACUGAACUAUGGGAAAAGAGAUUACUCGGUGAUGUGACUGGAAAAGCGCUUUUGAAUACAAUGUUUUUCUACAAUUGUAAGCUGUUCGGCCUCCGUGGCGUCGAUGAACAUAGGGGGAUGGAAAUUGACCUAAUAGAGCUAGGAUUCGACAAGUAUGGACACUUUUUAAAGUUUAAAGGGAGAUCAAACAAGACGUUCAAAGGGGGACUAGCACAACGCCACGUACAAGCCAAGGAGAUAGUGCAUCAUUUCCAAAAUAUGAAGUUGUACAACAUGCACCAAAAAUACAUUGAAAUUAUUACAAAGUGCGGAGAAAGCCGUGCGUUUUACCGCCGAGCCCUAGAAAACGGCCCGGACAAUGAAUUGCGGUUCAGCCAACAAGCAAUCGGUGUGAAUAAACUAGCUGCCAUUAUGAAAACAAUGUUUUUGGAGGCUGGAAUUCCGGGCUAUUUUACGAAUCAUUCUGGAAAGCGCACUCUAGCCACAACCCUUUACCAAGCAGGCGUCCCAGAGCAAGAGAUGAUGGAAAGAACUGGCCAUCGCUCGGUUGAAAGUGUGAGAAAAUACAAACGACCGUCCACUGAUAUGUUGAAAGAUAUUUCAAAUUUAUUGGAGCCCCAGCAGUCGGAGCAAAUGGAUAUUGUUAACCAAGAGCCGCCCCAAAAAGUUAUCUAA